AUGUCUUUAAAUAUCUCAGUACCCAAAUUGAAUCAACCCAACGGAAUUGGAGUGAACACGGCUCAAAAUUCACAAAUAGUGAAUGAAGACACCGACAAAGGAAAAGACAAUGGCGUCUACGAAUACGUAAAAGAGUUUUGUUCCGAAACAACAGUGCAUGGUAUUCGAUAUUUCACUCGGGGAAAUAGUGCUGAAAGAGUCACACCCGUGCUAAUGACGGUUCACGGUAAUCCGAAUACAACUCAUUGGAAUGUAGAAGAUGGUUAUGACUCGAAUGUCGAUCAGAGUAUCGUAUAUCCGUAUCGCGUAUUUGGCACUGGUCUACGAUACUCGAUAUUGGCUUAUCUAAUAGUGUUGCUAAAUAAUGAUCAUCAGUAUUGCAAUGACGCAUCAAGAGGGUUUACCGUUACAAUACACUCGCCAGACGAAUUACCACGACCAGGUGACGAUUUCAUCCGAAUUCCAGUCGAACAUAAAUUUUCUACAAUUUCAAUCAAACCAAGCAUGAUCACGACAUCGAGUGGUUUACGCAACUACUUACCACAGGCUAGAGGAUGUUUCUUUCGAACUGAACGUUCGUUACGAUUUUUUAAAUCGUACAAUCAACGCAAUUGUGAGCUUGAAUGCAAAGCAAACUUCUUUAAACAGACGUGUGGAUGUGUAACAUACUACAUGCCGAGAGAUAUUGAAACGAACGUGUGUGCUGCAUCGGACAUACAAUGCCAAUACGAAGCUGAUAAGAAUUUUUCCAGAAAUUCCAUAGUUGAUCAAUGUCAGUGCUUGCCUGACUGCACUUCGAUAACAUAUGAUGUAGAAAUAUGGCCAGAAAGUAUGACUGAUGAUUCAGGGUCUCCCAAUUUCUCUGAACAUAAAAUUCGUAUAUCAUUCAAAAAGCCGCAUUUCAUUACAAUAAUCCGGAUAGAAGCAAGCACAAUGGCCGAUUUUAUAGCAAGUUGCGGUGGAUUGUUGGGAUUGUUUAUGGGCUUUUCUUUAUUGAGCAUCAUUGAGCUCGUUUUUUUUUACCCUACGAUUCUGGUACAAUAUGAGGAAAACGAGAUCAUUGGCCAAUCGAAAGAUAACCGCAGUGAAACCAGUUCAAUGAAGGUUUAA
Sitodiplosis mosellana (orange wheat blossom midge) is the source of this 1110-nucleotide messenger RNA. RefSeq names its product pickpocket protein 28-like. The coding region runs from base 1 to 1110 and encodes 369 amino acids. The record is from RefSeq and is a predicted model, not a curated record. Gene Ontology annotation, biological process: sodium ion transmembrane transport. NCBI's taxonomy places the organism in Eukaryota, Metazoa, Arthropoda, Insecta, Diptera, Cecidomyiidae. Gene Ontology annotation, cellular component: membrane. Gene Ontology annotation, molecular function: ligand-gated sodium channel activity. The transcript is spliced from 4 exons.